AUGCAGAGCGCGACUAGCUGUUACGAUAUCCCUAGGCGUGAAAGCCAGGUUUGGGCCGACUGGCUGGACUGUGAACGAAUUGCCAAUUCUUCAUCAUGGAGCAGCUCAACAUCCUCGACGCUUGUUGAUGAUUCCAGCCUCGUCUGCGCCAGUAGUAGUCAUGACGGCCCGCUGCCUCUAUGUUUUUCAUUCACGCCGCCAUCGCCCUUCAGUGGCAGUUUUUCAACAUCGCAGACGUCGAUUGAUUCGGCAUCAGACUAUGACGAGUUGCCAGAAAUUCCAUGCAUCUCGUCAGCAUCCUUGCGAUACCACAAUGGCUGGAACCAGCAAGACGCCAAUCGUUACAAUCCCGAUGUCGAUAAUAACGAGCGAUCAUUUUGGGCCUCGAUGGUUCGCCCGAAAGCGCCACAAUCCUCAGAGCGCAACAUAGCGAUUCUGGGACAGAUGAACGAGCGAGUUCUGAUGCCACGAAGAGGCCGCGCGCCCUCAGUCUCUUCAACGGCAUCAUCCCGCAUGCGGCCUACACCAGCAAAAUCGAUACUCUCGUCUAAUUCGUCCAUUCGCACGAGGACUGGACGCACCGCUCAAUCCGUGAAGUUCCUCGAUAUGCCCACUAUUCACUACGAAGAAGAUGAAUGCGGACCCCCUCCCGUCCCGACAAUCACCGCAGAAAAGCGCCGGCCGAGUUUCUUGAGGUGGUUUUUCGGUGGCCGUUCGGACACGAAUAAGAUGUCUAAGGCAAGUCCAGAACGACCAACAAUAUCGGGGCCAUUCCCACUGUGGGAGGCGCCCCCACGCCGAGAACCUGGGGGGGCGGCGAGUUUAAGGUCGAUGAAGUCGAGCGGCAGCCUUCGGUCUGUCCGCUCGUGUGGCAGCAGGCUGCAGGCAUAUUGGAGCAGAACAAAUGGACGAGAUCCAUGA
Messenger RNA from Fibroporia radiculosa, 921 nucleotides. RefSeq lists its product as uncharacterized. The transcript is spliced from 4 exons. The record is from RefSeq and is a predicted model, not a curated record. Lineage: Eukaryota; Fungi; Basidiomycota; Agaricomycetes; Polyporales; Fibroporiaceae. The coding region runs from base 1 to 921 and encodes 306 amino acids.